Messenger RNA from Cydia splendana, 4714 nucleotides. RefSeq lists its product as uncharacterized. NCBI's taxonomy places the organism in Eukaryota, Metazoa, Arthropoda, Insecta, Lepidoptera, Tortricidae. Gene Ontology annotation, biological process: DNA integration. The transcript has a single exon. The record is from RefSeq and is a predicted model, not a curated record. Gene Ontology annotation, molecular function: nucleic acid binding. Bases 71 to 4714 code for a protein of 1547 amino acids.
ACAUCAAAGGUUUCGUGAAUACGCAUUAACGACCACAACCUACGGCACCAAGGCUGCCCCCUGGUUAGCCAUGAUGACGUUAAGACAGCUGGCCAAGGACGAACGCCACAAUUAUCCUGAAGCGGCUAAAGUCGUAGAAGAGAGUUUUUACAUGGAUGACCUUCUACACGGCUGUCACGACCUCGAAUCAGCGAAGAAAAUGAAACAAGAUUUGAUCGAAUUAUUAAAAUCAGGAGGGUUCAAUCUUCGAAAAUGGGCAUCAAACACGCCCGAACUACUGCAAGGAGCUAGCAAGUCUCAAGAUCAGCAACAAACAUUCGAAUUCAAAGAUCAAGAAACAACGAAAACGCUGGGUCUACGAUGGCACCCGCAGGAAGAUCUAUUUACUUUUCAACUAAAAAUUGCACCACUAUCAAAUCAAACAUCGAUCACAAUGACGAAGAGAGAGUUACUGUCAAGUAUAGCGAAAGUAUUCGACCCACUUGGGUGGCUAUCGCCAGUAACCACGAAAUUGAAGUUACUGUUUCAAAAUGUCAUAUCAAAUGACAUCGGAUGGAACGAUCAAGUACCCCAUAAUAUCAAGAAGGAAUGGUACACAAUUUCACAAGACCUACAAACUAUCAAAGACAUCAAAAUUCCGCGUUGGCUAAAUACCUACAAGAAUCAAGACCUUGAACUACACGGUUAUUGCGAUGCAUCGACGAAAGCAUACGCGUGCGCAAUCUACUGCCGUGUGAUCCGUACCGACAACAAACAAUCAACGUCGCCGCCGGUACUGAUAGCAGCAAAAUCAAGACUCGUACCAUCGAAAAAAGCUGUGACCUUGCCGAGAUUAGAACUGUGUGCAGCUCUACUUCUAUCAGCCCUCAUGGAGAAGGUCAAGCAAUCCCUAUCAGAAAACAAAAUCAAAUUGGUCUGCUGGUCUGACAGUACAGCUGUUUUGGGCUGGCUAAAUGGCGAACCUAGCAAAUGGAAGCCAUUUAUAGCUAACAGGGUUACGCAAAUUACAAAAAUCAUACCGCCGACUUGUUGGAACUACGUCAAGUCCGAAGAAAACCCGGCCGACUGCGCUAGUCGCGGAAUCACGACCCAGCAAUUACUAAAACAUCCUCUUUGGUGGAAUGGUCCAAACUGGCUAUCAUCAUACAGUGAAAAUCAAGAAAGGCCCACAUUCACUACCGAUCAAGAGGUUAAAACAUCAAAACAAUGGCACGCGGUAACAUGUAAACAAACAGACGGGGACAUUAUCAAUGAAUUAAUAAGCAAGCAUAGCAACUUGACACAUUGCACCCGCGUGCUCGCAUGGAUACUACGAGUGGCCUCGCGGCGUCAGCAGUUCUCGAGUUACCUAACAGCUGACGAGAUAAGAAGCGCUAAAAAUAGAAUUAUCAAGUACGUGCAAGAAAAAGAGUUUUCAAAUGAAAUCAUCAAUUUGAAAACAAAUCAAUCAGUGGAUUUAAAGAGCAGUAUUUUGAAAUUAAGACCUUUCCUGGAUCAACAUGGAAUGUUACGCGUUCGAGGACGACUUCAUAACGCACACAUCAGCUGGGAAAUGAAGCACCCUCUUAUUAUUCCACAUAGAGGUCGCCUGACGGAGCUGCUUAUAGAUCAAGCACAUAAAGCUGUUUUGCACGGAACCGCCAAACUCACACACUCCAAGCUACGAGAAUCAGUGUGGAUUGUAGGAGGUAAUAGAGCUACGAAAAAUCUCCUACGCCGUUGCAUAACGUGCCUUAAGCAGAAACCUCCAAAACUAUCACAACUCAUGGGGGACUUACCUGAGUCAAGGUCAAAUCCAUCAAGGCCAUUUUAUAAUACCGGUGUGGACUAUACAGGAUACGUAUCAGUGAAGGCAAGCAAGGGUCGCGGCAUCAAAACAACUAAGGGCUACAUUGCUGUGUUUGUCUGCAUGGCGACAAAGGCAGUGCACUUAGAGCUAGUUUCAGACCUAAGCUCGGAAUCAUUUCUGGCCGCUCUACGGAGAAUGUCCGCCCGGCGUGGAGCACCCCGUCACAUCUUCAGUGACAAUGGCACAAAUUUUACUAAAGCCAACAAAGCAAUUAAAAGGGAGUAUGAAGAGAUCACUGCCUCGCUAGAUGAAUCAUUUUUUAAAGCAAUCAGCGACAUGAACAUCAGCUGGCACUUCAAUGCACCUUCGUGGCCCAGCGCGGGCGGCCUAUGGGAAGCGGCCGUCAAAAGCCUCAAACAUCAUCUUCACCGAGUGCUGGGAGAACAGCACCUAACCUUCGAAGAAUUUUCGACUCUAUUGGCACAGAUAGAGGGUUGUUUAAAUGCACGUCCACUGUGUGCAUUGACCGAGGACCCUGAUGACUUGGAUUAUAUCACACCGGCACACUUUUUAGCAAGUGGUCCGACUCUCCACAUCGUUGAGACUGAAAGGGACGAGCGUACACGGUGGCGCCUAACACAGAAAAUAUUCCAAGAUAUAUGGAAAAAAUGGCAAACUGAAUACCUGUGUCAGUUACAAUCACGCUGUAAAUGGACGCAACCCAAGCCAAACAUUGAAAUCGGCGACGUCGUAAUCAUUCACGACGCAAAUUUACCUGCCGGCAAGUGGGCUCUUGGCAGGGUAUCAGAUGUUCAUGCAGGAAAGGACGGCCUUGUCCGUGUCGCUUCAGUAAAGACAAAAAAUUCAAUAAUCAAAAGGCCCAUCAUCAAGCUGUCAAAACUGCCAGUAUCAGAAAACGAAUCAUCAACCAGUGAAGAUCAGAAAAAAGAUACAUCGGCCACGCCCCCUGCAAGACAAACAAAGCAAAGAAAACCAGCAAAAUCCAAACUCAUUGGUUACAUCACUAUGACGCUUAUGAUGUUUAUGUUAUUUAUAUCGCCGGCGCAAUGCACUCAUGACGUAUCACGUUUCAAAGAGGGACAAGGCAUAUACUUUGAUAAAAUAACAAAUAUGAAACUGGCCCGAGACGAGUGGAAACUUGUAGUUUAUUAUGACAUCAAUCCAUACUGGGAAGGAUCAGAACUAUUUUCCAAAUACAUCAAGCACUUGGAAAAUACGUGUCACGCCAUCGAAAAUAAGCAACAAUGUAACAUCGUACUCAAUCAAUUGCGACACGCCUUUUCGGAAUUAAAAUACUACGACAGCAUGCUACUCGGUCAACGUGUCGAAUCACCACGAAAGAAGAGAGCAUUCUUCAAUGGCGUCGGCAACCUCGCUCACAGCCUAUUCGGCGUGCUCGACGAUCAGUUCGCCGAACAAUAUCAGAAGGACAUCGACCUGACCAGAGCUAAUGAAAAACAUUUGGCACAAUUAUGGAGGAAUCAAACCUCGGUUAUAGAAGCGGAAGCCAAUCUAUUAAAGAGAGUUGAAACAUCAAUGCAAAAUCAGCACAAAACUUUCAACCAACACAUAAACAACAUCGAGAUGAGCCUUAACAAACAGGCUACCGAAAUUCAAGAAUCAACCCAAAUAAAUGAAAUCACCGUGUCAUCAAUCAUCGCUAAUAACAUACUCGUAAACCUGAAGAGCAUACAAGACACUUUAUUGGACACCAUCGCUAACGUCAUUUACGGCAAAUUCAACGUUCACCUCUUGACACCACAACAGUUGAAAGAUGAGCUGAAUAUCAUAGCCGGGCAGAUGCCAAAGGAUUUGACUCUACCCUGCGAAAACAUCAACACCGAUCUACCCAAACUAUAUCAAUUAAUGAAGGUGCGAACAAGAAUGACCCGCCAGUACCUUAUCUUCGAAAUCAAGAUUCCCUUAGUUUUUCAAGAUGUGUACGAACUCUUCAGAUUAAUAUCAAUUCCACGUCAAGUUGGAAAAAAUAUGAUCAAAAUACGACCUAUAGCGCAUCAAGUGGCUAUAAAUAUCAAAAAAGAAUCGUAUAUACCUAUGUUGGAUGAAACCGUAAAGAAAUGCUCGCACUACGAUUCUAAUACUCUUAUUUGUACGCUACAAGGUCCAAUUUAUCAACUAAAGUCUGACUCACGCCUCUGCAUUGCCGAUCAAGUUUCAAACGAGUGCUCAGCGGACUCUGACACUUGCCACAACAUAUGGACGGAACUAAGCACUAUGAAUACAUACCUAUUCUUUUGUUGUGACGAAUGCACGGCGAGAAUCAUAUGCGGACAGGAGGUCAAGGCCGAGCAUCUAAAUAAGGCAGGAAUCAUAACCCUUCAAACAGAGUGCGUGUUAAAUGGAGACGCCUUUACCAUAUUUCCACAGAAGAAACAUUCGAACGACAUCAAAACACAAGCAACAGUUGUUAAGUUCGACGUGCCCUCCAUAAACAACGUUAUAAACUUAACAGUACCAGUCUUACAAGGCGAAUCAAAUGCUCUUGAAAACAAUGACAAAUAUUUCAAGGUCAUCAAAGACCAAAUCGAACACAUGAAGAACGAGGGAGCGCUAUCAGACAGAAUCAACUACCACGACGUUCAUCAUUACACAGUAAUUUACGUGGUCCUGGGCAUAGUCAUCGUGUUAGCAGCGCUGUACGUGCGCCGUUGCAUUCGACGCCGUCAACUCGUCGCGCGCCUCACCCCUUCGUUCGCCGCCGCCCCCCGGGAGAGCGGUCGCAGACCAACCUCGAUGUCAUCCACAUCGCGCAGCUCCAUUCCAUCAGCGACCGAGCACAACCACAGCGGACAACCCCCUGAGAGACAAGAUCAUCGCGUCGCGGCAAGUGCGCUCAACUCUACAAAUACUUCUAUGUUUAGGGGAUUUACUUCUAUCAAAUAA